Cantharellus anzutake is the source of this 657-nucleotide messenger RNA. RefSeq lists its product as uncharacterized. Lineage: Eukaryota; Fungi; Basidiomycota; Agaricomycetes; Cantharellales; Hydnaceae. The transcript is spliced from 3 exons. The record is from RefSeq and is a predicted model, not a curated record. The coding region runs from base 1 to 657 and encodes 218 amino acids.
AUGUUCAAAGAGGUUCGAUCUCAGUCAGCAAAAGAGUGCCCCAAAAUUAAUCUGAUGGAUAUGUUUCAAAGUACGCUUCCAGAGUCUCCUAAAGGGUUGUGGUCUGUAAGGCUGACUGGCACAGACCCACCUGCUACAGCUGAAGGUUCUUCUGAUCAGAGUGACCCAACUCCCACUAUCUUCAACCAUCCUGAGUGGGACCCGGAAGGGCAUUUUCGUUGUGCCAUCCCGUUUCUCACAAGCCAAAAAGAAUUCCAAUAUGUGGUCAACCUCAGUGCAUAUGACUCUCAGGGUGCACCAAUAGAACGUGAGGGUCUGCAAAUGUCGUUGGUUGAGGGGAUGGCGAUCAUGGGAAGUGUGACCUUACAUUUUUCUCGUGCUCCAAAUACCGGUUGUGGGGAUAUACGUUCUUUCCAGUUACAUUGGAGUGCGAUUCAGAUUGUAGGCCCUACACAACUUGUACCGAAGGUUGAGUCUCUUGGGGCUAGCAUAAGUCUUAAAUGUGCAGCAGAGGAAGAGCUUCAGGCUCCCCAUGCGAAGAGAGGACCAUUCUUUGGCCCAGCAAAAGAUGUGGAGAUGGAGGCAUCUGCACCAAAGAAAGAUGUGAAAGGGAAAGGAAAAGAAUGGGAGGAAGAGUCAGGGCAUGCUAUCCUCUAG